Cololabis saira (Pacific saury) is the source of this 1923-nucleotide messenger RNA. RefSeq names its product C1q-related factor-like. The record is from RefSeq and is a predicted model, not a curated record. The transcript has 2 exons. The coding region runs from base 247 to 1053 and encodes 268 amino acids. Gene Ontology annotation, molecular function: protein binding. Lineage: Eukaryota; Metazoa; Chordata; Actinopteri; Beloniformes; Belonidae.
UCCUUCCUCCUCUCCCUCUCCCAAACUCCUACACAGCUCUGUCAGUCACUCACAGACUCGCACCAGCAUUCCCCGGGCAUCACCUCCUCCACCAUCGGAGAUCCUCACCGAAUCUGCGUUUUGCCGGGUGGACGCACUCCCCCCACAGUCACCAUUCCCACCCCGGAGAGUUCCACGCUGGCAGCGCAGCCCCUUCCCAGGCUGAGCAUCGGGCGGAAGACCCUGGUGGCAGCCGCUGUGGGGGUCAUGCUGGUCCUGAUCCUGGUGGUCCUCAUCCCCGUGCUGGUCAGCUCUGUCGGCUCCAGCAGCACGGACGACGGUGCGAGCCACUACGAGAUGCUGGGGACGUGCCGCAUGGUGUGUGACCCCUUCCCCAGCACGGGCCCCGCGGACUCAGGGGUCAACACGGGUACCGACGCCACAGACCUCCUGAUGGGAAACAAGGAAGAUCUGAGCGAUCACAGCAUUGGCCCAUCGCUGCCUACUUACAGUGCCCAAGGCACACAAGGUAAAUGGGGACGUCCGGGCAAGCCGGGACCUCCGGGGCCCCCCGGAGAACCAGGUCCACCGGGACCAAGGGGACCGCCGGGAGACAGUGUGGACAUUGUUCGGACAGGGAUCCUUGGGGCAGUCAGCACAACGACUUACAACACCACCCCUAGGGUGGCAUUUUACGCGGGACUACGGAAUCCCCAAGAAGGUUACGAUAUCCUGCGCUUUGAUGACGUGGUGACAAAUAUCGGGGGUAACUUUGAGGGUGCAACAGGCAAGUUUACCUGUAAGAUCCCUGGCACCUACUUUUUCAUCUACAAUGUGCUCAUGAGAGGAGGAGAUGGCACCAGCAUGUGGGCUGACCUCAUCAAAAAUGGUCUGGUCAGAGCCAGCGCGAUCGCCCAAGACCAGGACCAGAGUUAUGACUACGCCAGCAACAGUGUCAUACUUCAUUUGGAUGCAGGUGAUGAGGUUUUCAUAAAACUGGAUGGGGGCAAAGCUCACGGGGGCAACAGCAACAAAUACAGCACCUUCUCAGGAUUCAUCCUCUACGCCGACUGAAGACCGGACAGGACAAGGGCCCAGAGGUGAAAGAUCACAUCUGGUUGGCAUUUACUCUCCGAUAUUCACUUGGCAUCCUACUGAUCAACAGUCAGAUUGCUUCCAUAAGUGUUUAAAAUCAGCAUUAAUACAGUGAUACAAUCGGUUGACCUGUAAUUUUGUAGUCUCUUGCGCCUCCUCGUCUGUUUAAUUCAUUUUACAUUGGAUGCCUAUGGUGCUAUUGUGAUGGACAUGAGCAACGUUACGGCGCCAGUCACUGCCACGUGUCACACCGGGGUGCGGUAACUAUUCUGACAGUGCAGAAGCCUCACCGUCAUUCACGAGCUGUCAUGUCACAUUCAAAUCUGGAAAUCCCACGAUCAUGGUGACCAAAAUGUUCAUACAUGUGCUCUUUGGAUUUAUGUUGCGAUUAGGAUUUCUCAUGCCGUUUGUACAAGAUGUUGCGCAUCAGUGACAGAGGUUGAUUUUUUUUUUUGGUCUCAAGAAAGUUGUCUAAUACUGGACAUCUGAAUGAGAUUAUGCUGUUUGAAUGGCAGAGUGUAAUGAAAAUGCUUCUGAUGUGAUUAUUUGGAAAAGCAUGUCAUUUCACGUACAUAUUUGGAACAUUUUAUGUUUAUAAAUUGUAAAUCUUAUACUGAAUCUUUGUGUCUAGACAGUCAAAGUAGCGUGAGCUUGUGUGUCCAUUAAGAUAAUGUAGCUUAUGAUAAUGUGGCUGUAUGAUUUUAUCACAUGAUGUGCCCAUUUGUACAAAAUUAUCCAUAUGGUUGAUGCAUGAUAUACCUGUUCAAAUGUUUUGUGUUUACACACAUGAUAAAUGGUGAUUUAAAAGACAGUUUGAAAAACUAGCAUUGGGCUCAUAGACCAUAUUGU